Molecule: messenger RNA, 1335 nt
Organism: Populus euphratica (Euphrates poplar)
Lineage: Eukaryota; Viridiplantae; Streptophyta; Magnoliopsida; Malpighiales; Salicaceae
Product: cyclin-D3-1-like
Exons: 4
Coding region: 72-1133 (353 amino acids)
Source: RefSeq, a predicted model, not a curated record
GAGGUGGGGGGGGACAAUGGGUUCCCUUGUGUAAUGAAUAGUGUGCCAAAACCUCUUCUUCUUGGAAGAAGAUGGCAAUACCUAAACAACAAGAACUCGGGCAAAAUGAACUAAGCACACAGCAAGAACAGAACACUUCAUUCUUGCUAGAUGCACUCUAUUGUGAAGAGGGGAAAUGGGAAGAUGAUUCAGAAGAAGAGGUUUUGCAAGAGAGUUCUUCCGUGAACAACCCCUCUGGCGAUCUGUUUUCGAUUUCAUUGCUUGAACAAGAUUUGUUCUGGGAAGAUGAGGAGCUUCUCUCACUCUUCUCUAAAGAACAAGAACAACAAGCUUCUGUUAGUGUCAAUAAUGUGGCAAGCGAUCCUUUUCUCUCCAGGGCUCGUCAAGAAGCUGUGGAGUGGAUGCUUAAGGUCAUUGCUCAUCAUGGAUUUUCAGCUCUCACAUCAAUCUUGGCUAUCAAUUAUCUAGAUAGGUUUCUUGUUAGCCCUUGUUAUCAAAGAGAUAAUAGACCAUGGAUGAUCCAGCUUGUGGCUGUCACUUGUCUUUCUUUGGCUGCCAAAGUUGAAGAGACUCAUGUUCCUCUUCUGCUAGACCUCCAAGUAGAAGACACGAAAUAUUUAUUCGAGGCCAAAACCAUUCAAAGGAUGGAGCUACUAGUGCUUUCAACACUGAAAUGGAAGAUGCACCCAGUGACUCCACUUUCAUUUCUUGAUCAUAUCAUUAGGAGGCUUGGAUUAAAGACCAAUGUUCAUUGGGAGUUUCUCAGGAGAUGUGAGCAUCUCCUGCUCUAUGUUGUCUCUGAUUCAAGAUCUGGCUGUUAUCUUCCUUCUGUGUUGGCCACUGCUACAAUGAUGCAUGUUAUAGACCAAGUUGAGACCUUCAAUCCCAUUGACUACCAGACCCAGCUUCUUAAUGUUCUCAAGAUAACCAAGGAAAAAGUAAAUGGUUGUUAUGAUCUGAUUCUUGAGCUAUCGAGGACUCGAGCCAUUGCCAAUAACAAGCCUAAAAAGAGAAAGUUCGAGCCUACGCCUCUGCAAGGGUCAUCGGUCUCUUCGUCACUAGAAACUCUGUUUAAGAAGGGCAGAACCCAAGAGCAAUGGGUCUUUGUGGACAUUAUUGGCAGCCCGCGUUAAUCUCUCUCUCUCUCUCUAGGCAUCUGCCACAUAGUAAUAUUUCUACUAUGUUUAUUAAGGCCUCUUUAAAUUGCGUCCUAUCUUGACAAUUCCAAAGUUCCCCGCUAUAGGUAAUCUUCAUAUGAGAGGGUGGCCCUUUAAAGAAGAGGGCAAGAGAGUCAUCUCCUUUAUUAAUGCCUUUGGCGCAUGCACUUCCUUUUCA